Molecule: messenger RNA, 728 nt
Organism: Impatiens glandulifera
Lineage: Eukaryota; Viridiplantae; Streptophyta; Magnoliopsida; Ericales; Balsaminaceae
Exons: 5
Coding region: 9-584 (191 amino acids)
Biological process (GO): protein ubiquitination
Cellular component (GO): membrane
Molecular function (GO): ubiquitin-protein transferase activity; zinc ion binding
Source: RefSeq, a predicted model, not a curated record
GGAAGAAAAUGGGAGAUGUGAUCUUGUCAAUGGAUUAUUUGGAAGAAGAAAAUGAAGCUUUAGGAGUUGCAUUCUGUAGAAUCUGCCAUGAAGAAGAAUUUGAAAGCUUCAAGACCUUAGAAGCUCCUUGUUCAUGCUGUGGAACGGCUAAGUAUGCUCACAGAGAUUGCAUACAGAAAUGGUGCAAUGAGAAGGGUAAUACAUCCUGUGAGAUCUGCCUACAGACAUUUGAACCUGGUUUUACAUCUGUUCAUAAUAAUACUACUGGUGUGACCAUCAGGAGAAGUUUAGAAGAAGUAUCUACAACAAGAUCUCCUCGAUUAACCCGUAGUUAUUCAACCAUUGUAAUGGUAACUGAUCAUGAGUCACUUCUAUUAAUAAACAACCAAGAACAAUGUUCUUCAUCAUCAGCUCAUAAGACUGCAGUUUUCUGCAGAUCAUUAGCCAUUGCUUUAACAGUUGUUCUGCUUAUGAAACACCUAAUUGAUAUUUGUUCAUCAGGAAUUGCAGCAGAAUACCCAUUUUCACUUGCUACUGUAAAAUUCUCUUUUAUUCAUUACCCUUUUCCAUUAUUGGUUUUUUAAAAUCACAACUUUGAUUUCUUUCUUUGUUUGUUCAUCAGUUGGUGAUUGCCAAGGUUGGUGGGAUUGUAAUCCCAAUGUACAUAAUCAUUUGGAUAAUCGCAGCUGUCCAAACUAACAUCUGCAAUCGAUAUCAGGUUUAACUUC